CGCGACCCCUCACACCUCCUCUGUUCUGCCGUAUACCAGGCCACAAGGGCCAUUGUCCGAUCGUCCAAGUAAUUAUUAGGUCGCCGAGUCGAAUUGUCUUGUCAAAGCAGGGCCUUUUGUCUGGCCACUGGCCAGCGCCGAAACAACAAGCGCCUGAUGAUCGAUUGGCCGGCGCUGCUCGGCCUGCCGCGCGCCUGAAUUCGUCACCGCGUGGGGCUGAGUGCCCCACAUUUUAAGCUUCGACCGAGGCCCAAGUUCCGCAGGUCUCUCUCCUCGCGAUACAGCGACCCGGAAGACAUGAUGCCGCCUAUUCCACAAAGCCCGACACGGAUGUCGCUCCGGCAUAGGGACACCGGCUUUCCCGAGUCGUUUUGUGGCAGCCGGAACACAACCCUACCACACCCUGAAGCGGUUCUUGGCCCGGAUGCCUGCAUCACCGAGGACGACGUCAACCCGGUGCGGGCCCUUCUCAGGUGCCGCAUGUCAUAUAUGGCCCAGCUUCGGUCCGACAGCCGGGCGUCUACCUUCGAUGACGGAAGAUCCGGCGGGUUAUCCGAGGAGGGCACGCUCUCUGCCCUCGGUUGGCUCGCCAUCAACUCGCUCCGAACGGCCGAGCUUCCUCGCCUCGACGCCUUGCUCUCGUCCAAAGACGCCGAUGGCGUCGAGUCAUCGGACGGCAUGAGCAGUAGUGACCCGGACUCGCCGGUACACCGCGGGAGAGAGUUCAGCGGCCAUCCCAAGACAGACGCCCGAGAGGCGAUGGGAAACUCCCGGCGCGAGCGACGCAGGAGCAGCUUCAUCAGCAGGCUGAUGCACAGAUAGGCGCGGCACGGCCGCCGUCAGGCGGAGGACAUUGCUUGGAGGCUCGUCUGUGGGCUUUCCAAGUCUCCGUUAUGAUUUGGCUCUCGCGUGAAGUCAUGUUUCAUUGGUGGCAUUUUAUACGCCAUUUGAUUUGAGCAUAGGGCGUUAGGGUUUACACUGCAUAACUGGGGGGAUGGGUUAUCACGACUAUGGCGAUUCAAUUCUUGGGCGGUAGACGGGGCGGGUG
Thermothelomyces thermophilus ATCC 42464 is the source of this 1048-nucleotide messenger RNA. RefSeq lists its product as uncharacterized. The record is from RefSeq and is a predicted model, not a curated record. The transcript has 3 exons. NCBI's taxonomy places the organism in Eukaryota, Fungi, Ascomycota, Sordariomycetes, Sordariales, Chaetomiaceae. The coding region runs from base 301 to 822 and encodes 173 amino acids.